This is a messenger RNA of Trichoderma atroviride IMI 206040, 3988 nucleotides long. RefSeq lists its product as uncharacterized. NCBI's taxonomy places the organism in Eukaryota, Fungi, Ascomycota, Sordariomycetes, Hypocreales, Hypocreaceae. The record is from RefSeq and is a predicted model, not a curated record. Gene Ontology annotation, cellular component: cell septum; cell periphery. Gene Ontology annotation, molecular function: chitin synthase activity.
CUCUGCCUUUCUCUACGAGUAGUACCUAGUACCGUCCAUCACUAGCACGGCCAAUUGAUUCGCGCCAACCAUGUCGUAUAAUCGCCUAGACCACAACUACGAGGACGACCAGCAUCACCAGAUGGAUCCUCGGGGUAACCCAUAUAGGACUCCGUCGCCUGGAAACCCGCUUCAGCAGGGAUACCAGAUGGACGAGAAUCCCUAUGGCCAGCAUCAUCCUCAGAAUGCCCAGAUGCCUCCUCAUAUUGGCCGGCUGGCAUCCCCAAGCGAUCAGCUACACAUCAACCCCGCUGCCUCGGUUGAUGCUUUAUCCUACAACCACAGCCAGAACCCGUCCGACUACUCAUUAAACCCAGAGGCCCAUCACGAUGCUUACUACAACGCUCCUUAUGAACCGCAGCACGGCGGCCAAGGCUACGACCUGCACCAGGGUUACGAUCAGCCCGGUUACGACCAACAAGGCUACGACCAGCAGGGCUACGACUAUGACGACCAACGACCGAUGCUCUCACAUAAUAACUCCGACCACCCUCUCACCCAGCAGGAAGAGACCCGGCCUGUUACACCACAGGGUGGCAUCAAAAGAUGGAAGACGGUGAAGCAGGUGCUUCUAUACCGUGGCAAUCUGGUGCUUGAUUGCCCGGUGCCGCCUGUAAUGUUGCGCGAAAACCCUCACGGCGAGCGUGAUGAGUUUACCCACAUGCGAUACUCGGCUGCGACCUGCGAUCCCAAAGACUUCUAUGAUGAGAAUUUUACGCUGCGUCAGAGACUCUUCAGCAAGCCUCGUCACACUGAACUGUUCAUCGUUGUUACCAUGUACAAUGAAGACGAUGUCCUGUUUGCACGAACCAUGGUUGGUGUUUUCAAGAACAUUGAAUACAUGUGCAACCGCCCAAACAGCAAGACCUGGGGUAAGGAUGCCUGGAAGAAGAUUGUAGUUUGCAUCGUCAGCGACGGCCGUUCCAAGAUCAAUCCCCGAACAAGGGCAGUGCUGGCUGGUCUUGGAGUUUACCAAGAGGGUAUCGCCAAGCAGCAGGUGAAUAACAAGGAUGUGACGGCGCAUAUCUACGAAUACACCACCCAGACGCACUUGCAGUUGACCAAGGACGUCGUCUCGCUCGUUCAUCGCCGAACACCUGUCCAGCUGCUCUUCUGUCUCAAAGAGAAGAAUGCGAAGAAGAUCAACUCCCACAGAUGGUUUUUCCAGGCAUUUGGCCGCGUUCUGGACCCCAACAUUUGCGUCCUCAUUGAUGCCGGUACAAGACCGGGUGGUAGUUCCAUCUACCAUCUGUGGAAAGCGUUCGAUCUGGAACCCAUGUGCGGAGGCGCCUGUGGUGAGAUCAAGGCCAUGUUGGGUACUGGUGGCAAAAACUUGAUCAACCCUCUGGUCGCAACGCAAAACUUUGAAUACAAGAUGAGCAACAUUCUGGAUAAGCCCUUGGAGUCGGCCUUUGGCUUCAUCUCCGUCUUGCCCGGUGCCUUUUCAGCUUAUCGGUAUGUCGCCUUGCAGAACGAUAAGAACGGCCAAGGCCCUCUCGAAAAGUACUUUUUGGGUGAAACGCUGCAUGGUGGCCACAAAGCAGGUCUCUUCGAGUCCAACAUGUACCUGGCCGAAGAUCGUAUUCUCUGCUUCGAGCUGGUCACUAAGCGAAACUGCCACUGGAUCCUGCAGUACGUCAAGUCUGCCACCGGCGAGACUGAUGUGCCCGACACAGUCACGGAAUUGGUCCUCCAGCGACGUCGUUGGCUCAACGGUUCUUUCUUCGCCGCCAUCUAUGCCAUUGCUCAUUUCCACGACUUCUUCCGCUCCGACCAUUCAUUCUUCCGGAAAAUUGCCUUCUUCAUCGAAUUUGUUUUCAACACCAUCAACAUGAUCUUUGCUUGGUUCGCAAUUGGUAACUUCUUCUUGGUCUUCAAAAUCCUGAUUACAAGUCUGGGCUCGGAGGAUCUCCUGGGCAACGUUGGCAAUAUCCUGGGCGUUGUAUUUGAGUGGUUGUAUGGCGUUUGCCUGAUUACUUGUUUCGUCUUGUCUUUGGGUAAUCGGCCCGCUGGUUCUGGCAAGCUUUACACUGCCAUGGUCUGGUUCUGGGCUGGUAUCAUGAUAUACUUGAUGUUUGCUGCCAUUUUCAUCGCCGUCAAAGCCAUUAUCGCAGAUAUUCACAGCGGAGGUGGCUUCAGCAUUAGCGAAAUUUUUAAGAAUCAGGUUUUCUACACGCUCAUCGUUUCCGUCAUGUCGACCUACGGCAUCUGGCUUAUUGCAUCUAUCCUCAUGUUCGAUCCAUGGCACAUGAUUACCUCGUUCCUUCAGUACAUGCUCCUGACGCCAACCUUUACCAACAUUCUCAACGUCUACGCCUUCUGCAACACCCACGAUGUCUCCUGGGGUACCAAGGGCGACGACAAAGUGGAAAAGCUGCCGUCCGUCAACACCAAAGACGGCCAGGGCAAAACAGAUCUUCCCGAUGAGGGUGAUUUGAAUGCCCAGUAUCAGCGAGAAGUCUCCGUCUUCAGCGUCAAAUUCAAGGAAGUCAAGUCAGAGCCCACAGAAGCUCAGCUGCAAGAGAAGCAGAUGGACUACUACAGAGGUGUACGAACUGGUGUCGUGCUGAUCUGGAUGAUUUCCAACUUUGCUCUUGCAGCCGUGGUUUUGAGCUCUGCUGGCCUGGAGAGGAUCACGCCUGGUAACGAGCAGGAUAUUGAGAACCAGCAAACAGAGCGAUCCAACAUUUACAUGGCUGUCGUCCUCUGGAGUGUGGCAGCCCUGAGCAGCUUCAAAUUCUUGGGAGCCAUGUGGUUCCUCAUCGUCCGUCUAUUCAGAGGUGUCUAAAAAAGGCAUUGUCUAAGACCCAUCGAAGGUUGAACGAAUUUGACAAACGUAGUUGGAAAAAAAAGAUCGAAAGAAAAAAAAUUAUACAAAGCUCUCAGCGGGCUACGAUAAAACAUGGUGCUAUUAUCAUUUCUUCUUGAAUUAUACCCCCUUUUAUAUAUAUUCUAUGACAGGAAGGGAAAGCACACACACAUCCCGACGAAAUGUUGGAAUUUUUGCGGUAGAAGGGAAGCAGAAGGGAGGAGGCUUGGUUUGUGUAGCCAUCUGUCUUCCUGCAUGCAUAUGUUUUUACGGCCUGUGUGGAAUUUCUUUCCCUUUCUUUAUGUAACACACGACGGGGCGUUCUUUUGAACGAAUGUGUGUGAGUUGGUGGCGUUUCUCUUUUUGUCUUGUUUUUAUUCUUCUCAUUUUGCAGAAACGCAUUUGCAUAGCAGAUAUUUUAGAAUACGCUAGAUGAUGAUGAAACAUUUGUGAUUCUGAAUAUGUCGCUUCCGAUUUGUCUACCAUGGAGAAGCUGUGCCUCGCAAGUCUCUUAAAGAGCCACUAGGGUAUUCAAUGUGAAUCUAUACGCAUCUAAUCAUAAUAUUGACAAUAUUUCGUAGCAUAAGGUAUACCAUAUCAUAUGCCUUGUAUUCAUAAUUGUAAAAACGGAGAACCAGCCCAGUCUAUCACAGUCCCAAACUCGCCCAUCUCUCAAAGCAACAGGACCAUUCAUAACUCCAGUACGGCUUUUAGAAAAGCCACGCAACAUAACGGUUGUAAAACUUACGCGCGCCCUGGCUGUCUGCGUUUUUAAUCUGUUCUUGCUCCAGGUAGUCCGCCUCCUGUGAAUCGAUGAUGUCUUUUCCGGUGUAAAAGUCGGCCUCGUGAGGCUUAACGCCUCGACUGCCGGUGAGGAGCAUGUGCCCGAAGAGCAUGGUAAUGUAGAGAGGAAUUCCAAGGUAUCCUGUAAUGAAGUUCUUAUAAUCAAAAUCGGAGUCCUUAGUGCGGAUGAAGACGUUGAAGUUCUUUGUCAAGCUGAUAAGAAUGACAAAGGCCAGGCAGACGACGGUACCCCAAAAUCCUUGAGGGGCGACAUAAGGCAUGGCACUAUCGGGGAUGUUCUGGGCGCGGCGAGCGCGCAGGAAGAAGAGGUAGGUGACAAGGAUGGAAAUCCAAGUC